This is a messenger RNA of Panicum hallii, 2915 nucleotides long. RefSeq lists its product as uncharacterized. The transcript has 7 exons. The coding region runs from base 558 to 2915 and encodes 785 amino acids. The record is from RefSeq and is a predicted model, not a curated record. NCBI's taxonomy places the organism in Eukaryota, Viridiplantae, Streptophyta, Magnoliopsida, Poales, Poaceae.
CAUUGUCCUCGCUCGCCUUCGCCGCGACGGUCCUGCCCUAGCCCGCCGCCGCCACUGUCCUCGCUCGCCGUCGCCGCCAUUCUCCUCGCUCGGCAACGAGGCGACGCGGAUCCAGCCCCUCCCAACCGCCAUUCGCGACAGAGGUUACUGCUGCUUCAACCCCCAACGCCCUCUCUCUGCUCGGCCACCCAAUGUGCUCUUCCUGUCAAGUUCGAUUAGGGAGAUAUGCUACUUUGCUGUUGUUUAGAGUCAAUGCACAUAGAAUUAUUCUCCUGGAAUUACCUGCAUUAGUUGAGCAUGCCUUAGUAGUUCAUUUUUAUUUGAUGGACUGUGGUUUUGAUGGAUGAUUGUUGAUGGCCACAUUCAGUCAGCCAUGGAAUUGUUUGAAGCUUAUUUACAGUGUACAUUGUUUUUUGCUGUGAUAAUCAUACUAAGUGAUUGCUUUAUCCUCUUGUUGCAUGUACACAUGGAACCCACAAUUCAUUGGAUCUGAAGUUGGACAAGGAAGCAGUUGAAGGAACUUGCUUCAUACAUAAGCAUUGCUCCACCCUGUCAAAAUGUCUCCCACACCAACAAACUCCUGUAGUGACAGUAGUGCAUCAUCACAGCGCAACGACGGUGAACGUUCUUCACAGGCUCACUCAGCGCAGACUGCUGCGAGUAGUACUCGAACCCGCGGGUCAAGGACACAAACCAAAUGGCCAGAAGACAAGUUGACUGCAACUGGACUUGAUGAAAAAUUUUGGCCUACCCCAGAUGCUGCAAGGGAAAGAUUUGUAUUGGUCUGUGGCCUCAUUGCUCGGGAGAGGGUGUCAAUCAACAGGAAGCUUGAGGAUCUGUCACCAGUUGAGAAGGAACAGCUAUUCGAAGCAUUGCUGGAAAAGCUAGAGUACCCAGCCAAUCUGGAACCAACUGUUCGCAACAAGGCAAUUAAGGCAGCUAUGUCAGAGAUUGCAACCUUGCAACGGCGGUUCAAGGCCCAUUUAAGAAGAAAUUAUGUGAGGCAGGAGGAGUCUCCCUUUGAGAAGCAUGGCUUUUUGAAGCCAGAAGACUGGGAGGUGUUUGUGCAGGAAACCAAUUCUCCUUUUUUUCAGCGAGUGAGCCAGGAGAUGAAAGAUAAGAGAGCAUUGCAUAAUAAGCCACACAAGACGGGAAGAAAAGGUUAUCAUGGUAAAAGGAAAGAGUGGGAGGAGGAGGAUGCAAAGCUAGCUAGAGAAGGAAAAGAGAACCCUUGGGACCAAUUUCCUGGACGUUCGAGGUCAUAUCUGCGGGCAAGGGCGGCGAAGAGGAUGACCACUAGUGAAGGCACUAGUGAAGGAAGCGGGGACAUUACAUUCAGUAACCCUGCGGUGGUGGGGCUAGCAAAUAAGGUGAAAGACCUUGCAUCUAAGGCUAGUGAUGGUUCUUUCACUGGGGUUAGGGAGAAUGAUAUCCUCACCGCGGCACUUGAGAAUCCAGAGCAUCGAGGUCGGGUCCGAGGCGUGUCUAGUUCAGUUGGCUGGGGUAAAGGGUUUGGUGAAGAGUUUGCUGGAAUGUACAGGAAGAAGAGGAAGAAGACGAAGGAGAGGUCUGAUGCGGAGAAGGAAAAGAUAGUUGGUGAAACAGCCAUCAGAGUAAUCAACAUGCUAAGACAAGCAGGCGUGGUUAUACCGGAUGCUUUGUGUCCUACCCAACCAACACACACCGGUAGCAGCGAGCAAGAAGAUGCGAGUGUCAGUGCGGAAGAAGAUGUGCGUGGCAGCGGGGAAGACCAUGGGCCAUUCAACGAGAACGAAGCUGACAGUCGAUCAUCUAUGCUGGACACAAUAGAUAAGCUGACAGAGCCAACCAAGUGCAGCCUUUUGGAUGGCACCGGGCAUAACUUGGAGCUCGCAGUAGCCACUGUCUAUCCAUAUCAAGAGACUUGCCAUUGUGUACCGGUGCAGGAAGGGUAUGCAGUGGUGCAACCUACUUAUGUGUGGUCCAAUACGAGUCACUUCCGUCUGCCUGUGCCAGUAGGGGGGGAUGAGAUAACAACCUUAGGUGAGGCUCUCGGUACAAGGAUCCAAUGGUCAAAGCAUAGGAUCCUUAUACCACCCAGGACGAGACAGCCCAACUCUAGAACCGCAUCAGGUAGCAGGGGUACAGCAUCAGAUGCAGGUACUGCAGCUCAGCGUCCGCAAGAGAAGGCUCAGCCGCAGCAGCAGCAGAUCUGCAAAAAAAAGGAGCAGCAGCAGCAGCAGCAGUUGCAUGCUUACGUCAUGGAAAACAGUAAGGAUAAACUUGGCUUUCCAGCAAAGGUGCCUCAAGCCUACUUUGAAGGUGAUGGUGAUUUAAUGUUAAACAUUGCAUUCGAUGACGUGUACGACCUUAUAACCCUAGGUGCUCUGGAUGUUAGCUUCUUGAGGUUGUGGACAUUGAAAAUGAUGCAGAAUGCAGCAGAGAUGCAGUGCAGUGUUGCGUUUUUGGACCCACAGGUUUUCACCGCCACAGUGAUUUCUCACCAGCCUAGCACUGUAACACAAGCAAUUAAAAAUGCUAUGAAGAACGACUAUGUGGUGGGUGCCUACAACACCGGUGGCCACUGGGUAACAGUGAUCAUCUCUAUGAAGUACAAAGAGGUUUGGGCCUUUGAUGCGCGCAUGGAAGAAAUGAUGAAAGCAAAUAAGAAAAGGCCAAAAACCAAACCUAAACUCACGCACAGGAUAGAUGUUAAAUGCGCUCAACAGCCAUCGGGGACCUUUUUAUGUGGAUUCUAUGUGGCAUUCAAUAUGCUAAGACUAGUCGGUGACAUACCUAUAAUGAAAAAGGCUGCUGAUUUCAACGCUGCCCUAACAGUUUCUAUAGAAGAUCUAAAGCCGGUCCGGGAGAUGCUGUGCGAGUUCAUUCUUAAGGAGACCCUCGACCCAAAGGGCAACUUCUAUAGCGCCUUCUAA